GCAACGAUGGAAGAUUGUCUGAGCGCUUCUGAGUGCACUGUCACAUUUGUACCCGAGUCAUCUCAAGUUCUGUUCAACGGGGCCGGGCGCCCUCGCUCUCGUUGUGACAUGUUUUGGAAAGAUGAAUAUGGAUGUAACCGUGUGGUCCUACUGUGUCUCGGACUGCUGAAUAUCACUCUGCUGAUAAUUGCAGUUGUUCUUGGAAUUAACUGUGUCUCAGCCCAACAGAUCUCCUACCCAAAUUCCCAUCCAGCUUCCGUUCAGCUCAUGAAUGAGCUGAAACAUCUCCUUAGCAACCACAGUGAUGUGAUGAAGGCUGAACAAGAGGCCCGGAAUGAGUUAAAGCAAGCAACCAAAAAGCAUGCAAAACUUAAGGUGAAAAUUGACAAGCAGAGGACCGUGAAUGACUGUUAUCAGAGACAACUUGAGAGUCUGCGCAAGGAAAGAAAACACCUGCAGGCCAACGUGACAACUUUGGAGGGGACCUGUGGCAAAUGCCCUCAGGAAUGGAAUUUUUUCAACAACUCUUGCUAUUUCUUCUCUUUGACGCAAAAGAAAACCUGGAUGGCAAGCCGAGACUACUGUAUCAGUUACGGAGGAAAUCUGGUUGUGAUAGACGACCAAAAUGAGCAGUCAUACGUGAGUCACAUAAUUAAAUCUUGGUACAGCGGAGUGUGGAUCGGCCUCACUGAUAUGACAUCAGAGGGAAAAUGGCUUUGGAUUAACAACGUCACAGAAUUGGAGCAAAGGUACUGGAUACCUCGGCAACCUGACAACUCCGGCCACUGUGCGGUUACUAUCAGUUCCCCAACUGCACCAUGGCAGACUCGCUACAGCGAAAAUUGCAGAACGCUGUUUGUCUGGAUAUGUGAAAUGGCACCAAAAUAGAAUACACAAAGAUAUUGUGAUAUUCAUACGAAAUAAAACGUGAUUCUGAGUACUCUUCAAUUCAUGAUGUUAACCAAGGUUCAACUAUGCUAUUGUCUUGUAACUUAGCCAAGACAAGACAUUAACAAGCAUUAUAAAUACAUUACACAUCUGUUUCUAUAUGCCUUGAAGUGAUUCCUCCAAAGUCCCAUCGAGGAAUAUUUGUUGACUUCACAAACAUGGAAUAAAAAAAUAAAAAUAAAUCAAUAAAUACAACGUACACUCCAUGUAAGUCCAUAACUAAAUAAAACAACUCCCCGACAGUUUGUAGAUAAGUUUGUGAGGUAAGCAGGUAAAAAUGAAUGCGUAAUACCUUCAAAAUGUGUAGUACAUUAUGUCUUUAUGAUUUGAACUUGUGGGAAUAUUACAUAAACCAUCUCAGGCCCUGAGAAGCUCAGCUUAGUGGUCUCCUGCCGGUUCCCAGAGUCAAGACUAAAGACUGUGAGGCUGCGUUUCAGUUUCAUGCCGGCAGAAUCUGCAACAGUCUUCCAGAAGAUGUGCGACAAUCCCCAACUUGCGUAUGAUUUGUGCUUUGUAAAUAAACUAAUACAUCGUUAAAGAAAUGCUGCUGUUU
Messenger RNA from Doryrhamphus excisus (bluestripe pipefish), 1501 nucleotides. Its product is annotated as C-type lectin domain family 4 member K-like. The record is from RefSeq and is a predicted model, not a curated record. Lineage: Eukaryota; Metazoa; Chordata; Actinopteri; Syngnathiformes; Syngnathidae.